Messenger RNA from Drosophila takahashii, 447 nucleotides. RefSeq lists its product as uncharacterized. NCBI's taxonomy places the organism in Eukaryota, Metazoa, Arthropoda, Insecta, Diptera, Drosophilidae. The record is from RefSeq and is a predicted model, not a curated record.
GCCAUCGAUUCAAACGGUGCAAAUUUCUCGAGGACUAUCGAGUAAUCGGCAUCCUAAGAUACAAAUUGUACACAAUUCAACCCCAAACAAGAACCUCCGUGAAAAUGCGACGCCGUGAACUGCAGACCAUCCAGCUGAAGCUGUCCGAUCUCAAGGAGUACGAGCAGGCCAAGAUGGAGCGCCUGAGGAGCCGCCAGCAGCUGCUGACCCCCCGGACGCCCACUCCCCCCUCCGACAGCGAAGUGCUGCCGGUGACCUCCAGUGGCGUACCAGCGGUUCUCCUGGCCAGCGGCAAGAAACAGGAAGACGACGCCGCCGUUGCCAAGUCAGAGCCCGCGAGUCAGAAGCCCAGCACAUCCUCCAACUAGGACUAGGUAAGUUCACAUACAUUUAUAUUAUCGUUUACAUGGGAUAAUCGUCCGCCUGGCUGUCGUUGUUGUUCUGAAA